AUGUUAACAUGCCAUGUGAUUUAUAAAGCUUCAGCCACAUGGCCCGAUCUCAAAGACACGGCCCAGUUUGAGAGAGCGGCCUCAGCUAUAAUGGGGGGGAGACCAGCUGCACGUCUUGCUGUAGUUGUGGUUGCUGCGAUUGCUGUGAUUGCUGCGAGUGCAACUGUAACCAAGGCUGCAGCAGCGGCAAUGGAUCGUGCUGCGGUUGCUGUUGCUGUUGCAGAAACGACAACGACAAUUGGAAUCCUGGAAACGUUAAUCCUGGCCCUGAGAUUAUCGAUAAUAAUCCCGGUGGAGUGGUCAUUGUCGAACCAAGACCUGGUGGAAGAUGGUGAUAAACUAACAUCGAUAGAAUUUUAA
Molecule: messenger RNA, 360 nt
Organism: Danaus chrysippus (African queen)
Lineage: Eukaryota; Metazoa; Arthropoda; Insecta; Lepidoptera; Nymphalidae
Source: the annotation of a GenBank genome assembly